AUGAAUCAGAGGAUUGAAGUUUUUGAGGCUGAGGGGUAUAAUCAAGCAGAGUUGGAAUCUGAGAAUGAAAGAUUGAGGGAAGAGAGAAGGACCAAGAAGAGGAAUGACCCAAUAAGUAGUGAGAGCGAAGAAGGAGAGUUUGAGAUUGGGGUCAAUCAUGGAGAAGAGGAAAGUGAUGGCUCUCCAAGCGAAGAAGGAGAAGAGGUUAAUCAAGAUAUUGAUGAGGAUAACCAAGAUGAGCCAAUGGAGGAGGCUGAGCCACAAGAAGUGGAGGAUGAACUCCCCAUGUUUCAAGAGCACUACAAUGCUCUCUUCUCUAUGGACUUUGUGGAGACCAAGUACCCACAUGAUGAUACAAUGAAGGCGCUUGGGAUCUUCAAGGAUGUGGAGCUAGUGCUUAAGAACAUGCACUUGGCCAAGUUCUUCUCUCAUCGCAUGGAAUCAUACAAGGAGCUCACUUGUGAGUUAUUGGCAUCGAUGAGGAACCAUUGGGAUAUCAAGGAGAAUGAGCUCCAAAGUGUGUGGGCUACAAUCGCUGAAGGUGAGUUCUCUUCUUUAAGAUCCAAGGCUGCUCAGAUAAGGAGUCCUGUGCUGAGAUAUGUGCACAAAGCCUUGCCAACACCUUCUUUGCAAGGAAAGCAACAGGGACAAUCAAUGAAGGAGAAGUCAAGCUACUUGACAUGGGGAUUAAGCCCAUCAUCUCACGCACCAGGGAUGGAAAGAAGCUCAGAGGAGAUAGAGCACACGCAGGAAACCUCAUUCCCCUCUGAUGGCUACAUCUAG
Molecule: messenger RNA, 783 nt
Organism: Microthlaspi erraticum
Lineage: Eukaryota; Viridiplantae; Streptophyta; Magnoliopsida; Brassicales; Brassicaceae
Source: the annotation of a GenBank genome assembly